AUGUGUUUCCUUGUUGCUUGGCAGGUCCUAACCUUCCUCAAGGGGUUUAGCGACGAGGAACGUGCCCGUCUGGCGACCUUCACGUUCUUGGUGAUCUCAACCGGCCUGGUCACGCCCAACAUUCUCACCAGUCUGUUCCACGAGAACCUGGUUGAAGAAGAAACAUGUGGAUUAUCAGCGUUUCGCCACUUUCCCCGGACUGAUUGUUCAGGUUCAGACAUAUCCAGUCCUUCUGGUGUCACCCUCCAGGGCUGUGCGGAAGCGUGUUGCGCCGACUCGACAUGCCUGUCGUUUCAGUACAGCAUAGUCAACCAAUGCUAUUUGAAAAGCAGGCUGUGCUCAGAUGGGCAGAAAGUGUCUACAUCCGCUGGCAACAUGUACGAUAUAUCAGGGAUCAGUCUUGACUUUGCGACCGCUUUGUUCAAGACGUGGCUGUCGGAGAAGGAUUUCAAUUCUCUGAUUUCCAACCUGAAAAAGGCCGGCAUUGAACAGCGACUCCCGGAGCUGUUCCCAGCCAACAAACGUUCUCCGGAGCACCUGGAGUCCCAUUUCCGCGCAGCUGGUCUCGGGCCUAUCGCCGAUUACCUGAAGGAACAACAGAAUCGGGCAAACACGAAGGAGCUGAAGAUGGAGCUGAAGAAGAAACUGGCCAACGGGAAUGACGUCAAGGAGAUUGUUCUCUACGUGAAGGACUACAUGAAGAAGAAGAAGCUAGCAGAGCACGAGGUGGUCGUUCUGGUGUGGUCUUCUGUCAUGAAGUCUGUGGAGUGGAACAAGAAGGAUGAUCUGGUGGCAGAACAGGCCAUCCGGCUUCUGAAGGCCUACGCCCCCCUUCUGGCAGCCUUGACCACCCAGGGACGCUCAGAGCUGGACCUUCUGGUCGCGAUACAGAACUACUGCUACGACAACAUGCAGUUCAUGAAGGUGUUCCACAAAAUACUGGUCCUGUUAUACGAAGCGGAUGUUUUGAGCAAGGAUACCAUACUGAAGUGGCACAAGGACGGCCACUCACCUAAGGGCAAGUCCGUGUUCCUGGAGCAGACCAAGGAGUUUGUGGAGCAGCUCCAGAGCGCAAAAGAAGCACGGGAAGUCGAAGCGGAUGCGGACCCGGAAAACGCCUUCGAAGCGAUGCGGUCCUCCCUCCUGCAGGAGGAAGCGGCGCUGUCCGACCGCGAGGCCGACAAGCUCCGCCGCUCCGAGUCCGAGGCCGACUUCCACGGCCUGGUGCGCCUGAGCGAGCUGAAGGCCGCGCUGGUGUCGGAGACCGAGGACGGACCGGCGGCCAUGGAGAGGCUGAACCAGAUCUCGCGAGAGCUUGGAGAGGUUUGGCAGGCGGAGGAGGACCCGGAUGUGGAUGAUUUGCAUAAUUAAUGAGGAAAGUUUAUAAAUCCACUUCAUUUCAUGAUAGGACUUUCAAACUUGUCACAUUUG
Molecule: messenger RNA, 1431 nt
Organism: Branchiostoma floridae (Florida lancelet)
Lineage: Eukaryota; Metazoa; Chordata; Leptocardii; Amphioxiformes; Branchiostomatidae
Product: basic leucine zipper and W2 domain-containing protein 1-like
Exons: 10
Coding region: 1-1371 (456 amino acids)
Biological process (GO): proteolysis
Cellular component (GO): membrane; cytoplasm; extracellular region
Molecular function (GO): protein binding
Source: RefSeq, a predicted model, not a curated record